AUUGAAAACGUGGUCAAAGACUUCCUCGGCAUUCAAGAUAUUCAAGUGAUUCCUUCGCAACCUUUGCCUCAAAUCACCAAAAGUUUGUCCAAAACUAAUUCAAAGAGUAGUUUAAAAAGCGAUGAGAACUUUGAUAUGAAGAUUAAGAUAAAAGAGGAACCGAUUGAACUGAAACCAUGUCUGCCAUCGAGCGAUGACUCCUCUCAACCAAUGGAUAUCGAAUCCAAUUCUAACUCUUCUGUCGAUUAUAAGGACAAAGAAGUGAAGUUAGAGAAUGAGAUGAAUGAAGACAAUCAUGACGUCGAUUGUUGGCCAACACCUCCGAAGCCAGAAAUGCUUACUCCAGAGCGACAGACCAUUGAAUGUCAGAAAACUAGUGAUGAAUUACAAUGCGAUGACAAAAGCGAAAGCAAUGACUUUAGAGAUUGUAUUAAACAAAACGAAUCAUUUCUAAUAAACAAGAGUUUUAUGAGAGAACUGAAGAGCGAUAUCAUUGGCGACACAAUUGCUGCUGAUAUGAGAGCAAAGGAUAACUUACAGACAGACAUAGAGGUUAAGACUGAAGAGUCGGACUUUUCAGAUGUGAGUUCUGUUCACACCAGCGAUUUGUCUGAUUUCGAUGACGAGAUCUCUUUAGACGAUUCCAACGACGAAAGUAAAGACAAUAAGAAGAAUAAGAUUAGUUUAAAAGUUGUCAAAAAGAUUACUGAAGUUCUGUCUAACGAACAAAUUGGUGAUCAAAACGUCAAGAGUAACCAAAACGCGUCAAAACAGGUCUCUUCUGACGAACAGAACAUUAAAACCGAUAUUAAAAGUGAAUCAAAAAGAAUUCGCAAAAUUAAUCCAAAAUAUUCUUCGAAAGAGUUUUCGUCCAUUUUCACUGAGAAAGACGUCUCACUUCCCACCACUUCCAGAGAAGAGGCCGACGAAUCCCAUAAUAGGCCUCUCAAGACUCAAACUGAAAGCAUUCACAGAAUGAGUUCCAGAAGGAGAAGACACUCUAAUUGUUCGGAAAGUGAUGGCAAAGAAUCCAAUGAAUUGAGUGCUAAUCGAAGCUCUAAAGUAGCAAAGAGACUCGAAGAGCUUCCCGUAGAAUCGAGAUGUUCUUCAAGAGGUUCUAUUGAGAGCUCAUUGUCUGAAACAACUCAAGACUCGACACAAUCAUUAAAUAGACCCAAAAGACAACCCAAUAAACAAAGAAAUGAAAGUCAGGGCCAGAGAUACGACGCCUCAGACCUGUAUAAACCGCGACGUCUUAUGCCAUCGCGAAGACGAGGUCAGACAACUCCCGAUUCCAGUACACAAUCCAAUGAAGACUUUUUUAUUCAUGAUUUAUCAAAACAAUGAGAUUUCAUUUGUAUAUAUCUUACAUAAAAAGUAAAUGCUUUCAAAACGAGUAAAAGUUAAUAAUAUUUGUGUAAAUAAGUUGAGAAUAUUAAGUCUCUUCGGGCACUAAAG
Molecule: messenger RNA, 1458 nt
Organism: Medioppia subpectinata
Lineage: Eukaryota; Metazoa; Arthropoda; Arachnida; Sarcoptiformes; Oppiidae
Source: the annotation of a GenBank genome assembly